AUGGGUUGUGUAACUAAACGAAGAAAUACAGGGACAAGUCGGCGUAAUAUUUCAAAUGAAUGUGAAAUACCUGAUGAAAUUGAUUUUGAUGCGGCGUGGAAAGUGUAUAUGCUCAAUAAAUCUGCGUGCCUUCUUCAUUAUGUUCCUAAUCCAAAAACCAAAAAUUGCCGUGAUAAUCCAUAUUGUUUGGGCCGGUUGGGCCUGGAAAAAUGGGACAAAUUACUAGGUUGUGUCAAAAAUGAAAAUAAAACAAACACUGAUUUGGAUCGACGUGAUAUCGCGAAGAUGCCAUGUGGUUUGGUGAAUCUCGGAAAUUCAUGUUAUGUGAACAGCUUUCUGCAGAUAUUUUUCAAUGACCCUGUUUUCCGCAAAUGCAUUUAUGACUGGCGCCCCGUUGCUAAUUUUGUCAAACCCGAAGGAGAAAAAAUAAAUAUUGAGGAGUUGAUGCAUUGUAUACAAAAAUUGUUUAUAACCUUGCAAAUUACGCCGUAUGAAGAUACCAGCGCUGAAGGAUUGGUUAAGCUGCUUCAGCUGGAUGGCAAUCAACAUGAUGCCUUAGAAUUUCAAAUACUUUUCUUUGGCAAACUUGAAAAAUUACUCAGUUAUCACGUUGAGUGGCAUGGAGUACGCGAAACUAUUCUCAAAAGAUUUAAGGGCGUUAUAACGCAAACGAUUUCUUGCAAAUGUGGACGUCGUAGUGUUACGGAAUUGCCAUUCAACCCAUUUUAUUUAAGUAUUGAAAAAGCUAGGUCGUUAUCAAAGGCACUGGAAUAUUAUUUUCUUCCAGAAGAGUUGCCUGACUACAAAUGCAGCGAAUGCGGACAAACUGGUUCUGCACAAAAUCGUCUUGCAAUUAAGGAACCUCCACCUGUACUGACGAUACAACUUAAUCGAUUUACAUAUGAUGCCGUGGGACACAAAAAGAAGAUUCAUUCACCGCUACAAUAUCCAAGAAUUUUACAAUUGGGUGGUGUGAAGUAUGACAUUUGUGCUGUAAUGAUACAUGAAGGUCCAAACGCUGAUUGCGGACAUUACUACGAUUUAAUAAGGCAUCCAGGCACUAAGCAGUGGUUCACUUAUAAUGAUGAGGUUGUAAAACCAUCAUCCACUCCUGGUGUAUGUGUCGAAAAAGAACGAACAUCAAAAGUUACUGCCGAUAUGAAAGGUUGCUAUGCUUUGGUUUACCGUCGAGAAAAUGAGGAGAAUUCAGCUAUUCCUGCUGUUCCGGAAGAUUUGUUGGGUAAUAUCGCAAAUAAGCUGGAAGAAGAGUUCAUUGCUCAAACCAGUGCAACUACAGAGAUGACCCUCAGACUCAAGAACACUGUCGAAGAUUAUCACAAACGUCUUACGGAUACAUUCGAUAAGUUGGAGGUAAAGAAAAGCGAAGAAAUCUUGAAAAAUCCGGAUGACAUUGUAUUUAUACCUACUGAAUUGUUUAGCACUGUUCUGUCACAUGAAUUCAGCAAGAUGGUGGAAAACAAUGAUGAGGUUUUUAAGAAUGUCGCGAAUAGUACUCGAAAUGCUGCGGUCAUUAAAUCAUUGAGCUGUAAAAAUGCAAAUGAGAAUCGAUCUAAAUUAUCUUUCUCUUUGUGUGCGCAUAAUCGUGUAUCACUUGGCAGUGUACGAAGUGGUGCAGUGAAGGCUGUAAUGAAAAAUGCAGCAAGCAAUUUUUUGACAUCUUACGGUGUCAAAUUUGUUGAUUUGAAGACAGGGUCGGACAUUUGCUUGGAAUGUGUAAAAGCACUAAAAGCGCGGAAUGAAUUUGUCAAAAAAGUUCAGUUAAAAGAAAGAUUAGUAAAGCAGUUAUUGCGAGAGAAAUCGAAAAGGUAUUAUCAUUCUGAAAAUUGUUUUUGGGUAUCGGUACGUUGUUUAUCGCAGUAUCGACAACUGGCCUUACGUGCGCACGAACAGUCCAUGAAAUCAUAUGCAGAAGUCACAGAAUUAAAUUAUUUGUGGCCAUUUAAACGAUUCGGGAAGCAAGAAUCAGUAAGAGACUGUGGUCCUUCAACAUCCGAAGUUUCGCAAAGGCUUUCACUGGAAACUGGAUCUGGAAAAACGGUUGAUGAAUUUGGUUUGCCAGAUGAUUUUGGUCCCGUAACUUUCUCGAGUAAUAGUGGUGAUUCUUCAGAAAUUGCAAUUAAUGGUAGCUGUAAUGAGAAGAAUUCGUCAGCAGCUGGUGAUGCAUCAGCGCAAAGUGCUUUUGUGGAUGGAAAACGAGGUAAUCGGAAACGGACAGUCAUAUAUUGUAAGGAUGAGAUUGAUGAUUCCAUCGUGGAAAAAUGUACUGAUAGUGAUCAGAUUUCAGUAGUGGAUGAUUUGGAGUCCUGCAAAAAACAAAAACUGUUUGAUUGCUAUACUUAUUCAGCAACUCGACAAACAAGGUCUUCAUCUGAAUCACCACCAGAUAUUACUGAAGUGCCAGAUGUGAUUUCCACUUGUGUCGGAAAAAGAGAAUGUGACAAAGAUAAUGAAACAAUAAUUAAACGGUCGACUGAUGCGAACAAGAUUUGUAAUGAUAAUUCAGUAACAGCUGAUUUUGAUGAGUGUGGUCCAUCACAAGUGCAUUUGAAGAAGGAAAAAAGCAAACAACAAAGUUUGGCUACCGAUGAUAACACGCAAGCAUCGGAGAGCAAUACUCGGCUUAAUGAUACACUUCACGAAGAAUUGGAUUGCUCCCAAAGUGAUGAUGAUGAUGAAGAAGAAAGAAGUUCGGUGGUUUUCAAUGGAGACUUGCGCUGUGAACACGGACUUUUGGAUUAUGAAUGUUGGAUGACAAACGAAAGGCGCAUUGUUGUCGACGAAAAUGAGUGGAAACAAUUAACUGUUGAAAUUUUUGGACCGGAUCAUUUAUGGUGUGUUAGUGUCGAUGAAUUUCCUUGUUCCACAUGUAAAUCGGGUUAUUUGUACAAAAAAGAUGAUUGGGAGGAAACCUUACGGCGCAUGAAGGAAAUACGUUUGGCUAUCGGUGAAUUGAUUCGCACAGCUGUGCGAAGGACAAUAACCGUGAAACCAUCGACCCCGCAAAUUUACGAACGUGUUAUUUGUCGAAAUUUUUUGAAAAAUAUGAUUGCACGGUUCAAAAGCCGUGUGCGAAAUCCAACUAUCCCAACGAUUUGUCAAGAUUGCAUGCUUUGUUCACUGCACAAGAAACCAUGUGUAUUAAUUGAUAAUACGGAGGGUUUGCCUGUUCCACUUACUUUGGAAGAAUGGCAAAAAAUCCUAUCAGCUAUGCAAAUUAGUGAUGAUGAUGUUAUGCUCAUUUGCCUUGAUAACAAAGGAGUAUGUGACAUGUUUUGUGAUGAGUGUUUUCGGCAACAACAGCUGCAAGUUGAACAUCAACGUUUCGUUUAUGAAAAUGGUGCUGAAAUUUAUGUGAAACUUAAAAGUGACAAGAAUGAUGAACCAAUAAAAACAGCAAACGGUGACCUAAUAGCACCAUUCAGUGCUACCCCAUCGCUGAUUCGCCCGGAACGUCAUGCGACGACAAGGCGUGCAGUGGCUAAGUGUUCAAUGGUCUUCAAAAUGACAUCUCUGAACACCAUUCAUCAGUUAAAAAUAAAAAUUUAUCAAAAAACGGGUCAAUUACCAAACGAUCAACUUAUUUAUAUGAAGGAAAGACUUCUCAAUGAUUCGGAUACCUUAGAAGAAGCUAGAGUUGAUCCACAAGAGCUUAUUGAAACGCCGUUAACGUUGAUUGUACAGCAACCCACCGACAUCCCAACAGAGCCACGACAGUUGGAACGUGGUUUUGCAGACACUGCUUUGUCACAUAGCUGA
Molecule: messenger RNA, 3777 nt
Organism: Cercopithifilaria johnstoni
Lineage: Eukaryota; Metazoa; Nematoda; Chromadorea; Rhabditida; Onchocercidae
Source: the annotation of a GenBank genome assembly